Molecule: messenger RNA, 3008 nt
Organism: Lymnaea stagnalis (great pond snail)
Lineage: Eukaryota; Metazoa; Mollusca; Gastropoda; Lymnaeidae
Source: the annotation of a GenBank genome assembly
GAUACACAGAAGCCUGUACAGCUCCUUAGACGAGAAGAGCAGGUGUAGCCAUGAACUCGGUUCUUCCACUCAUCCUGGCGAUGCUAGCAGUCACCGACGCAGGUAUGCCAACAAAUACACUAUAUUUCUAAACUAUGUUUUUAAACGCAAGGCGUAAGAAGGCAUUUGCUGACCAAUGAAUGGAAGUUUAUUUUAAUAUUCACUACAUCUAGUUUUCAAGAUUAUUAUUAUUUUUUUAAAUAGGCUAAAAUUGAGAAAAUUCAUUUUGAAAGCAUAAAUUCCAGAAAACAAUAAAUUAAUUGUUUUAUGUUUGAAAUAUGCACAUGACAUACACAAGGAGUGAUUUAUUUUAGUUGUUAAAGCCGUUUAAACAGAUUGAUUUGUGACAGAGCCCAAAGUUAUGCUUACCAGCAGUGCCGUCGCGGCUGCAGGGGGCUUCGACUAUUUGGAGGGUCCACAUCUGUGAUGUGGAGAAAACGUAGCUAUCAAAUUGUGAUGGCAGGGGAUACACAACCUAAAAGUUGCAGGGGGGCCUCCAAAAUUCACGCGACAGCUCUGCUUAUGAGAAACAGUGUCAAUUUCGAAAAAAUUUUUUUUUUAAAUUACGUCUCACAAGUUUAAGACUUAUAUUGAAAUAUGGAAACUAAUCUAUUUUUGUAUGCAGCACUGCAGAUUGCAGUAAAUCCGGGGGCUUUGCAGUUUGGCAAUUCCAGAAAUCUAAACAUCAGAUGUUCCUAUUCCAAAGAACAGCGACCAGCCCCGUCAAGGCUCCACUACUUGCUCAUCUCGUUUGCCAGCGACGUCGAGAAGCCCGUGUUCAGAUACCUGGCGUCGAUCAGCAUAGUGGACGGGUUGGAUAAAGACACCGAGGCUGCGGCGGCAGGUCACAUCAACAUCACCAGAGGCGAAGAAUCCUGGCUCAGUCUAACAUGGUCGUAUCCCUUUUUUAACCGGGUCGGGUUGUACAAGUGUGAAGCCAACAGUUUAAAUUUAAGAGGAGACGCAAGCACUGUGUCUAAAAUUGUCGAAGUCGGUGGGGUGAAACAGUUGGAAGGGUCUCUGUUUGAUGUUACUCAGAAUCAUUCUAUGGACGUUGAGCAGUUAAAAAAUGAUAGAGGGUUUCUGUUUGAUGUUGUCAAGAAUCAGUCAAGGGACUUAGAGCAGUUAAACACGAAUAAAGGGCUCCUGUUUGAUGCUGUUGAGCAGUUGAAAACGGAUAGAAGGCUCCUGAUUGAUGCUAUCCACAAACAGUCAAGGGACUUUGAGCAGUUAAAAACGGAUCAAGGGUCAUUGAAAGCCUCGUUUUUAAAAAUAAACUCUCGCUUUGACAGCGCCACGCAUGCCCAUUUCUCGGUAUCCCCCGCACACAAUGGCAGGCGCUAUUACCUGUCGCGUGCAUCCAAUUUUUUGGUGUUCAACGAAGUAGACACUGUUUGUGCGCUCUAUGGCGGUUAUCUUGCGGAGGUGGACGACAACGCCGAGUUUCAAUUCAUCAAAUCAUUUCUAGCGGCUUACCCUCAAUAUACCGGUGUGCUGUGCAGCGGCACAGACGAGGUAACUGAAAGUCAUUGGGUAAACGUCAGAAGCAAGACCCAGGUCAACUACAUUAGAUGGGGUCCACACGAUCCGAAUGGUGGGAGAAAGGAAAAUUGUCUUUUCUUUUGGCAAAAAGGGGGUUGGUACAUGGCUGAUUGGAUUUGCCCUCGCGGAAAAGUUGGUCAUGAUAUUGGCUAUCUCUGUGAAAUUCCGGAAUAAAUAAAUGAUUCAAUAGAACUUGAUUUUUUUUUUUUUAAUUUGAUUAAAAAAAAUAAAUAUUUCUUUGUGUCUAGCGUUAGCGAAAUUUUGUUUAAGGCACCCAUAAAACAAUUUUUUUUUUUUUUUUUAUAUUUGUUCCGUAGUAAUAUUCAAGAUAGUAUUUGUAAAAAUUUUUUUUUUUUUAAUUUGAUUAAAAAAAAUAAAUAUUUCUUUGUGUCUAGCGUUAGCGAAAUUUUGUUUAAGGCACCCAUAAAACAAUUUUUUUUUUUUUUUUUAUAUCUGAUCCGUAGUAAUAUUCAAGAUAGUAUUUGUAAAAAUGUAAAUAAAAAUAUAGUUAAAUCGAUACGCUCCACAGAUAGUACUAAUCGAUACGCCCCACAGAGAGUACUCUGUACUUUAAAUAUAUUUGGGAUAUACACCGUAGGACAAUAUCACAAUAAUCGAUAAAUAUUAAGAUCACUCACAAAUUGGUUGUUUUAUUUUACUUUGUCAUAUUUCAGCUUUUAUAUGUGCUCUAAACUUUGUGUAAAGUAAACUAUAUGUGCUCCAAACCAGCGUUUCCCAAACUUUUAGGUUUCACGGACCGGUGGACAAGUUUCGAAACUGCACCAGGGACCGGUGCCAGAUUUAUUAAUUACAUUUUCUUUCUAUUUAAACAUCACUAUUCAUGCUCUCUGGACCGGUAACAUAGGGCUUGCGGACCGGUGUCGGUUUGACGGACCACCGUUUGGGGAACGCUGCUCUAAACCAUAUGUGCUCUGAACUAUAUGUGCUCUGAACUAUAUGUGAACUAAACUUUAUGUGAACUAAAAUAUAUGUGAACUAAACUAUAUGUGCUCUGAAAUACAUGUGCUCUGAACUAUAUAUUAUGCUCUAAACCUGCAUUUUUGAAAGUCAUUGUCUCAAGUUGCGUGUCUCGAAUAGGCGGGCACUUAGACUGCUGAAGGAGAAAAAGUUAAAUACGGUUAACAAUACAGCGCACUGAAAAAUGUUGAUGUAAGUUUAUAACUGAAACUUUCUUAAAUUACACUCAGUCCAGCUAAUAUUUUGUGCUUCGUAUGUCUCCUCUGUUAUUGAUGUUUCAUUUUUCUUUGUAUUAGCAUUUCCACUUUCAAAUUAAGGCACAUAUGUGCAUAAAAUAUUUACCCCGCUGAAAGAGCAGCAUUCUAAAUGCUCGCUUCGCCUGCACAUCUAAUGCAUGAGCCACAAAUUAUAUUUAUCUAAUUCGAAAGAAAAAAUAGUCACGUGUUCGA